AUGAUUAUAACUCUUUCUAUUCGACCAAAUGCUUUUCGAUGGAUCAAUGAACCAUAUCGAUUAACGCAUUCAUCAAGUAAUAAAUCACAAGAUAGAAAAAGCCUAACACCAACAUCACGAUCACCAAAUGCUGAAAAAUAUCGUGUUCAACUCAAUGUAGCUGGUUUCAAUCCAGAAACAAUUAAAACAAAAGUUGACGGUAGAAAAGUAAUUGUUGAAGCUAAACAAGAAGAUCGUCAAUCUGAUGGCGAUUAUAAUAUUCGAGAACUACGAAAAACAUAUGAAUUACCUGAACAUGCUGAUUCUACACGUUUAGCUUCAUAUGUAACUCCAAAUAAUAUGCUUGUCAUUGAAGUACCUAUUCAUAAUCCAAAAGCAGAGCGAUGGGUUGCUCAAGCAAAGAAUGAUAAUCAAAGUUUAGCACAAUUUGGUCAAUAUCGUGAUCCUCUGUUUGAUUAUGUUGGAUUUUUGACUGGUUCAGAUUUUCAACCACAUGAAAUAAAAGUAUCAGUUAAAAAUAAUGAAUUAAUUAUUCAAGGUGAACGUCAACAUACAGAUAAGAAUCGUUCAGAACGAUUCUUCUUCUUUAAAUCCACAACAUUACCACCUGGUACACAAAUUGAUCAAUUACAAUCAAGUUUAACUGAUGAUGGACAAUUGAAAAUCGAAGCACCGUAUAUUGAACAAAAGGAAGCGACAAAAUCAAUUGAAAAUCAGAAGAAAUAA
Rotaria sp. Silwood1 is the source of this 726-nucleotide messenger RNA. The record is from the annotation of a GenBank genome assembly. NCBI's taxonomy places the organism in Eukaryota, Metazoa, Rotifera, Eurotatoria, Philodinida, Philodinidae.